UUUACCAUUUCAUAAUCAUCACUUUCAGAUCGUCAUCUUUGCCGUGGUUUUUCGCUCUUUGAAUCUCCGUUUUUGAUUCUACGCAAGGCUCUUAGUUUUUCCCACUCUCACGAAGAUGGAGGAGACACCUUUUAGGGCAAGAGAGAAGCUAAUUGAGAAGCAAAGAUUGUUUCAAAGCAUUCAGAAUAGCACUCAUCUCAAGGGUCCAAUGGAUAAAAUCACAUCUGUUGCUAUCCCUCUUGCAUUAGCUGGAUCUUCGAUCUUUCUCAUUGUUCGAGGAAUAUAUAACAUGUCUCAUGGGAUUGGAAAGAAAGCAUAAGCAUAUGAAGUUUUUUUUUUUUUUUUUUGAAGGUUAAAUAAUUACUAGGUAGCAUAAGUGUUACUUAGUAAUGGUUGUGUGAUUUUAUUCAUUUGUUUGCUGUGGAUUGAAGCAUGGCAUUUUGAGAUAUCAUUGGAAUUAUGUUAAUAAUUUUGUUCAUGAUUGAAAGCUUUUGAAUAUAUUGCAUGGAGAAAAUGGCUUGUAGUGCGGCAUUGCAAAAUCAUAAAUUGGUUUUAAUUUAUUAUAGAAUCUUUUUUUGGAAAAAAACUUGA
Messenger RNA from Lactuca sativa (garden lettuce), 591 nucleotides. RefSeq lists its product as uncharacterized. Lineage: Eukaryota; Viridiplantae; Streptophyta; Magnoliopsida; Asterales; Asteraceae. The record is from RefSeq and is a predicted model, not a curated record.